AUGGACUUUUCACAGAAACUGAGAAGGGCCACAGGGGCAGGCCGAGGUAAGAGACUGACAAUCUUCAGGUGAUUAAGGAGACUCAAAGGCUAGGUAGACCUACAAAAUGAAUAACUAUGGACCCAGAACCAUGCCAUAAGGCUCAAUGGCUUGUGAUUUGCAAGUUGAUAAGACAAGAAGAUUAAUAAUGCUGCAUGAUAAUGGCUGCUCCCUCUCAGCUGGGGAGAUGGUAAUGAUCUGAUAUUGCUGUAGGAGCAGUUCAGUGUGCUGCAGAGAGGAGGGUGCGGAUUCACUCAUCCCAAUUGGCCCCCAGGAUAUAGAGAUUUUGAAAAAUGGGAAUGCAGUUACAAUUUUAAUUAGAUAUAAAGUUUUUAAUAAUUUUGCUGAAAUGAGGACUUCAAAGAACAUAUUUUGCAGCAUUCAGGCCCAUAACUCCUGAGUGACAGUUUUGGUUAAUUUGCAAGUUUUCAGAUCAAACUUUGCCCCUGGCUCCAUGCUGAGGGUAAAGUAAAAUGUCAAUUUCUUUCCUCAGUGAUCUCAAGCAUCUUAUUUAGGCAGGUGUGCUGAAUUCUCUUAUUCGGGAGAUGUUAGCGGAACAAAACUACUCAUUAAAAUAUAUGCUUCAGUUUUUUUUUUUAUUGAAAAGAAAAAGAAGAAAAAAAUUAGCCACAUAAAUAAAAUCAGGAGUAAUAAAGGGAAUCAAUCAGCAAGAAAGAUGUACAGCAAUAUACAGCAUAAAAUUUUAAAGAAGAAUCAGAGUAAUAUUGUAUAUGAAAGGUGAUUAAAUGUUAGCAUAUGAUUAUACUGUCAUUGCAUAUUAUUAUCAAAGAAUGUUUAAUUUAUACCCUUUUUUUCAAAUUAUAGGUAGUUGUGCAAAAGGUUUUCUCCCCCCCUCCUGUUCUAGACCUCCCACCCAAACCGGAAACCAUUUAUGUUAGAGAUUUGAGGUCCUGAAUUAAUUACAUUUGAUAUCCUGAAGUACAUUAGUUUUUUGGCAGCCUACAAGCACGAAUAAUGGAGAAGGGCUGUUGUCAGUCAAUUGAUAGUCGCGAUUCCGCUCCUGCCUCCUCUGUUUUGCUUCCCAACUUGCAACCUGCAGGAAGAAAACAGCAUCUGCCAGGCAGUGGGUUUAACAAGCACCCUCUCGUGAGAAGCACAUUAAAACAAAACAGAAUGGAAAAGGUGCUACAACGCAGAAGCAAACAGCAAAUUGGUGGAAAUAAGUUGCUUGUCAUGCCUUAUAUAUGGAAACAUUUCCUUGUUUGAGACACCACCUUGAUGAGACUUUCUCUUUCUCUCUCUUUCUCCUUUUCUCCCUCUUUUGCUUCCCAGGGGUAUAUGUGAUGUUACUUUGUUUUCAGCACAAGACUGCUGAAGGAGCCCCUCUCGGUCGCCAGCAAAAGGGCCAGCUCCGCGAAUCGUCUCCAAGGUCAGCGCCGUGGGAUUUCCAUUUGCUUCCUCGAUGACAGUGUUGAAACAUCGGAACAAUGGAACCUGACUGCUCAAAACUUCUCAGAGCAUUUACAGGUAGAAGUUUGCAAGUUUGGGAUCAUUUGAACUAGCGGUGUUAAAAGCAGCCUGAAAUUAAUCCGGACAACGAGCUUCAUCUGUUAUUUAUGCUAGGUCUGACGCUUAGCGUCAGAAGCACUCCAAAGAAUAUUUAAACAGACCUUGAAUAAAAAACACGCACAGGGAAGAAUCGGUGUUGUCAUCUCUGUAGGAUGAAUGUAGCGCGUUGCUAUUCUGCAUUUCCCCCCUCCCCCAUCACUUCUGCUCUUUUUGAAAAUCUCCUUGGCACGCCAGAUCACUUCCGCAAGCUCCUGCACGAUGAAGUUCUUUCCGUGCUGAACAUCACAUCGUAGGUAGUGAGCUCAGCGCCCUUUCUGGCGUGCCUCAGGAGACAACUAACUACAAAGUGAAGCAUACAAGACCUAGAGUCCACUAAGAGACACUUCACACAUGGCCUUCCCCCUCUUCCCCUGCCCCCACAGAUAUUUCUGGGUAGGGGGAAAUAGUUUUUAAAAAGACUUAAUGUGUGAAGAAGGCACAUGAUUGUAUGUGUUGGGAAGAGGUGGACUUCCAAAAUGUGAACCACAGCAAAAUAAUUCAUUUCCUCCCCAUGAAUUAACAUGCAUAUCCCUUCUCCCAGUGCUUUUCAUGCCACAUAAUGGCCUCUCACUGACAUGGGUUAGCCUUUCUUUGUGUCCACACAUUUUGCUUUAUUCAGUGCUAGUUCAAAUUGAAAUAGCAUUCAUGCUAUGGCAGCACAACUCAGAGAAGCGAUGGGUGGGGACAGUGAGCAAGCCAGCAAGCCUAGCCAUCUUUGAGCUUCGCUGUUGCCACCAAGCGGAUAUCUUUAGCCCUCAGUAGGGACGCAGGUGGCGCUGUGGUCUAAACCACUGAGCCUCUUGGGCUUGCCGAUCGGAAGGUCAGGGGUUCAAAUCCCCGUGACGAGGUGAGCUCCCGUUGCUCUGUCCCAGCUCCUGCCAACCUAGCAGUUUGAAAGCACACCAGUGCAGGUAGCUAAAUAGAUACCACUGCAGUGGGAAGGUAAAUGGCGAUUCCGUGCGCUCUGGUUUCCGUCAUGGUGUUCUGUUGCACCAGAAGUGGCUUAGUCAUGCUGGCCACAUGACCCGGAAAGCUGUCUGUGGACAAACGCCGGCUCCCUCGGCAUGAAAGCGAGAUGAAUGCCACACCCCAUAGUCGCUUUUGACUGGACUUAACUGUCCAGGGGUCCUUGGUUGCUUCUACCUCUGGUGUGUAUUAUUAUUAUUAUUUAAAAAGCUAAGGUUUGAGCAAUGCACCAUACAAACUAAAAUAAAUAAAAAUAACAGGAAAACACAUCAGUGCUCAGCUUCUGUUUUUGGAAUCCUGGAUCUUCCAUAGCAAGGGUGUCUCCCCAAUGUUGCUGGACUCCGACUCCCAUCAUCCCUGACCAUUGGCCAUGCUGGAUGUGCUUGAUGGGAGUUGAGUCCCAACAACAUCUGGAGGGCCACAGUUUUCCUGUACCUGCACUACAGUCUGGUUGGCUGCUUUCAGUACUGUCUUAAAUACACUGGACACUCGGGUUGCGAACGUGAUCCGUGCGGGAGGCACAUUUGCAACCCGCAGUGUUCACAACCCAUAGCGCUGUGUCUGCGCACGCGUGGGUCGCGAUUCAGCGCUUCUGUGCAAAGCGUAAUUUAGUGCUUCUGCGCAUGUGCAAGCGCCAAAACCCGGAAGCAACCCGUUCCGGCACUUCCGGGUUCGGCGCAGUGUGCAACCCGAAAAUACACAACCUGAAGCAUCUGUACCCCAAGGUAUGACUGUAAUUUUCUCCCUUUUCCAAAUAAGUCUUGCUCAGAGGACUUGAAGCACUAGCUGAGCAGGACUUAAGUCUGCUAUGUGUUCUGAAAAUGUUGAGAGUGAGCUUGGAAUGGAAGUAAGCCUAAUGAAAUCCCAUGUCUCCCAGCUUAAUUGAUAUCUUAAAUGUUUAUCUAACUGGGCUAGCAUCCUAUACCUUUCGGGAUGAAAUGUCAUUGCCUUCUAGUGAUUAUUGUGAGUGCAGCUGAGGUUUAUUUGUUCUUCCGUUGGAAAUAAAAACGUGUAUGUGGUCCUUUGGCUUCCACUGGAUUUACGGCGGUGUGGGUGGUUCUGUCACACAGGGUGCCAAGCCGAGGGGGCGUGUAACUGAGAAGAUCCAUUUGGGGGGAACCAAUCUUGGCCUUGCACUGCACACAAUAUUAUGAAAGAUUACCAAAGUCAGUCCCUGCCAUAGGUGAUAGUAGGGUUCAGCUGCACAUGUAGUCUACUGGAUCGCAGGGUUAAGAACAUAAGGAGAUCCUGCUACAUCAGGCCCGUGGCCCAUCUAGUUGCACGUCCUGUUGUCACAGUGGCAAACAAGAUGCCUAUGGGAAACCCAAUAGCAGGACCUGAACGCAACAGCAAUUCUCCCUCCAGCAACUGUUAGUCUACCACCCACAGUGGAGAAUUGUUUUUUUAAUGGUUAAUUGAAUUCUUUAUCCCCCUGCAUUCCAAAACCUCUUCAUUUGCUCUUUGAUUUUAACUCGCGUGUCCACUUUAUUUAACCCACCCAUCUACCUUAUUUUAGUAUUUUUUUUUUAAGGGCAGAAAAGAAGAGAGAGAUCUAUUCAUAAGUAAUAUGAAUCACCUCAUACAUUUAAAAAAGUACCAAAUGUUCAUCAUGAAUGAUUAAAACAGCACGCAGCCAUGAUGCUUUGAAAUCCAACAAUAUUUUGCACAGUAUGUACAUGUGGUUUAUUAGGUGAAAUUCAGUAAGGUGAGUGCUCUGUAGCACUUUUCUAGUCUGUUUUUGCAGCUGGAUAAUCCAUCACAUUCAGCUUUUCCCACUUCAACCAGUGCUUGUUAUAACUCCUCAUUUUGUGUCCAAGUGUUAAGAUGAUGGACAGCAUUUGCUGAUUCAAAUUUAUCUGUGCUUUAAAGAGAGAGAGAGAGUUGGAUAUCAGCUUUCAGAUGCCCAAGUUCUUUGCCCCUUGUUGACGUGCUUCCCUUUCUGGUUUUGGCAUUUAUUCACAUGAAUUAUUUUGUUAAAAAUAUAGAAUUUAUGAAUUACUAGAACACAGGAUGAAAAUAACCAUUUGUGCAACCAUUUUAUAUAUAGCCAUUAUAUAUAAAAACAAUGAACUCUGUUCUCUGACUGUGAAUCCUUAUGUAGUCAAAAUGGUUCCAUCCCCCCACACAAGAAGUAGGUAUCAGCGAACUAAGCAUACCCCAAGGUUUGCAGAAGUACAAAGCAAAAAUUAUAGGGGGGGGGGAAAUCCAGCUCAUUAAAGACUGUGGAUGUGAAGAGGCCAUUGAAUGUUUGCUUACCAUUGGGUUGGAGUGGACAAAAUAGGAAAAGAUGGAUGGAAUGGCAUAUCCUGAAAGUGGGCACAAUUGGCUGACUGAACAACAACACAACAACUUUUGUUGCAGGUCAAACGAGACCCCUUUUUUUGCUCCUCAGUGUCUCAAGAAUCAGCCCUACACUUUGCCGGACUCUGAACCAAAGGAAUGGGUGAGAGAUUUCAGUUGA
This is a messenger RNA of Podarcis lilfordi (Lilford's wall lizard), 5035 nucleotides long. Lineage: Eukaryota; Metazoa; Chordata; Lepidosauria; Squamata; Lacertidae. The record is from the annotation of a GenBank genome assembly.